Molecule: messenger RNA, 176 nt
Organism: Entrophospora sp. SA101
Lineage: Eukaryota; Fungi; Glomeromycota; Glomeromycetes; Entrophosporales; Entrophosporaceae
Source: the annotation of a GenBank genome assembly
AUGUCUUUAUAUCAAUAUGGUUUUGUAAGAAAUAAAGAAUCAUCUUCUACUUCAGAAAUAAACAUAAAUGAAGAAAGGUCAGACAGCAUUGAAGAUACAGGAUCUAAGAAAAAAGUGCUUAAAAAUAAAUCAGAUAAUAAACAAUUCCAAUAUUCUUGGCUUACUGAAUUUCAAUG